Microbotryum saponariae is the source of this 511-nucleotide messenger RNA. The record is from the annotation of a GenBank genome assembly. NCBI's taxonomy places the organism in Eukaryota, Fungi, Basidiomycota, Microbotryomycetes, Microbotryales, Microbotryaceae.
AUGACACGGCAAUCCCAACUGAUCAACAGCCUCUCGACGCUCGUAAUGGUCUACGCGAUCUUGUAUCUGCGCCUCGUACCUCUGCCGAGCUUUGUCACACCCAAGAUCCAGGACGAGAUUAUUCCUGUUGUAAGUAUUGCAAUGUGAAAAGCGAUGGCCAGGUCACCCCGUAGCGUUCCCACGCGUCCGAAGGUUGACGAGAGCUCUGUGCUCACACUUCGGCGUCCCCGGUCGCUGAUAAAAACGUCGUUGUUACAUUCGCAGCUCCCGUUCAACAUCCUUGUCGCGAUCGGAAGCUAUUGCCUUUUCGAGCUCGGAUGGGGUAUCAUGACGUUCGGGGAGUGCAACGAGGCGCAGAAGGAGUUGAUGAGGGUCAGUCCCUGCCAUGCCGAGGAUGGAGACUUGCUGAGGGUCACAGAGAAUGCUUUACUGACAUAAUUUACACCCUCGGGUACAGGAUAUUGACGAGGCACGAACAAACCUGAAGAAGCAAGGCAUCCCGAUCGAUUGA